Messenger RNA from Oxyura jamaicensis (ruddy duck), 3158 nucleotides. It is a transcript of the gene EOMES, whose product is annotated as eomesodermin. Gene Ontology annotation, molecular function: RNA polymerase II cis-regulatory region sequence-specific DNA binding; DNA-binding transcription factor activity, RNA polymerase II-specific. Gene Ontology annotation, biological process: mesoderm formation; positive regulation of DNA-templated transcription; regulation of transcription by RNA polymerase II. Gene Ontology annotation, cellular component: nucleus. The transcript is spliced from 6 exons. Lineage: Eukaryota; Metazoa; Chordata; Aves; Anseriformes; Anatidae. Bases 92 to 2083 code for a protein of 663 amino acids. The record is from RefSeq and is a predicted model, not a curated record.
GCCCGGCCCCAGCGCAUCGCUGCGCGGCCGCGGGUCGGGGUCGGCAGCGGGCUGCGAGCAGGGGGCUGCUGGGCACCGCCGCCCGCCGGGGAUGCAGCUGGGCGAGCCCCUGCUGGCUGCAGCGGGUGGGGGACCCCUGCCAGGAGCCCCCUUUUACCCGCUGGAGGGCGGCGGGCGAAGCGCUGGAGGAGGAAGCAGCAGCAGCAGCACCCGCGGGCCGCCCCGCCCAGGCUCCCCGCCUCGCCUGGAGCUCGAUAAGGCGGCCAAGAAGUUCGGGGGAGCCCAGGCCAUGCUGGGCGAAGCGGAGGGGGGCGAGCCGCCCUUCGCCGCCCCCAAAGCGGACGGCCGCAAAGCCACCCCCUGCGGGGAGGAGGAGCUGCCCCCGGCCGCGGCAGCAGCAGCAGCCCGCUACUCCCUGGACAGCCUGAGCCCCGAGCGCUACUACCUGCAGUCCCCCGGGCCCCCGGGAGGCGAGCUGGGGGGGCCCUGCGCCCUUUUCCCCUACCCACCGGGGGCGCAGCAUGGCGCCGUCUACCAGUCCCCCGGCGGGCCGCCCCGGUACCCCUACGGCUCCGUGCUGUCCCCCGGAGGCUUCACCGGAGCCGUGUGUCCCCCCGGGGGCCGGCCGCAGUUUGGCGGCGGAGGGGGAUACCAGUACGGGCAGGGGGCGCCCCCCGGGGGGCUUUACGGGCCCUACCCGGCGGCGGGGGGCUCCUGCGGGGGGCUCGGGGCGCUGGGGGUGCCGGCAGCCGGGCCCGGGCUGCGGGCGCAGGUCUUCCUCUGCAACCGGCCCCUGUGGCUCAAGUUCCACCGGCACCAGACGGAGAUGAUCAUCACCAAGCAGGGCCGGAGGAUGUUCCCUUUCCUGAGCUUCAACAUCACCGGGCUCAACCCCACCGCGCACUACAACGUCUUCGUGGAGGUGGUGCUGGCAGACCCCAACCACUGGCGCUUCCAGGGGGGCAAGUGGGUGACCUGCGGCAAAGCCGACAACAACAUGCAAGGCAACAAGGUGUACGUCCACCCCGAGUCGCCCAACACUGGGGCUCACUGGAUGCGGCAGGAGAUCUCCUUCGGGAAGCUGAAGCUGACGAACAACAAAGGUGCCAACAACAACAACGCACAGAUGAUAGUACUGCAGUCUCUACACAAGUACCAGCCUCGGCUCCACAUCGUGGAAGUGACUGAAGAUGGGGUCGAAGAUCUGAACGAUUCUUCAAAGACUCAGACGUUUAUUUUCCCUGAAACACAAUUCAUAGCAGUUACAGCAUAUCAAAACACUGAUAUUACCCAGCUCAAAAUUGAUCACAAUCCUUUUGCAAAGGGCUUCAGGGACAACUAUGACUCCAUGUACACAGCCUCAGAAAAUGACAGAUUAACUCCAUCUCCCACGGAUUCUCCUAGAUCCCACCAGAUUGUCCCUGGAGCCCGCUACAGCGUGCAACCAUUCUUCCAAGAACAGUUUGUCAACAACCUGCCCCCAGCCAGGUUUUACAACGGUGAGAGAACUGUACCUCAGACAAAUGGCUUGCUCUCCCCACAGCAGAGCGAAGAGGUGGCCAGCCCUCCCCAGCGGUGGUUUGUUACUCCUGUACAGCAGCCCAGUGCCAACAAGCUGGACAUGAACUCUUACGAGACGGAGUAUUCUCCUAGCACCUUGCUCCCUUAUGGCAUUAAAUCCCUCCCUCUUCAGACAUCCCAUGCUCUGGGAUACUACCCCGACCCAACAUUUCCAUCCAUGGCUGGCUGGGGGAGCAGGGGCUCUUACCAGAGGAAAAUGACCCCAGGAUUACCUUGGACCUCCAGAACAAGUCCUCCAGGCUUCUCUGAAGAUCAGCUUUCCAAGGAGAAGGUGAAAGAAGAAAUUGGCUCGUCCUGGAUAGAGACUCCACCCUCCAUAAAGUCUCUAGAUUCAAAUGAUUCUGGGGUCUACACGGGUGCUUGUAAGAGAAGACGGCUCUCCCCUAGCACUUCAAGCAAUGAAAAUUCCCCAUCCAUGAAAUGUGAGGACAUUAAUGCUGAGGACUAUAACAAAGACACUUCAAAAGGCAUGGGCUACUAUGCGUUCUAUACUAGUUCUUAAAGCAUCCUUUUACUCCAGUUGGCUGUUUUAUUUUCAGGGUGGCCUUGGUUUUUUUGCAUUACAAUUGCCAAAAAGACUCUUGCCUUCCACCUUAAAUUGUUGUGUGCAAUUCUAAAGAAGGUGCCAAAGCUUUUUGACUGUUGCAGGUAACUAAGUAGGGAAAGAGCAAAUUAUGAUACAGUUCUCUCCUCCUAGAAGGAGCUGCAUGUGGAAGCUGUAAGCAGGAGCCUAGAUUUUUUUACAAGGUGGGUUAUUUAUUGGAGACACUAAAGUGUACAGUUUUGGCUUGGCUCAGAGGCCUGAUCAAAUCUAUGCACUGCUGAGCAAGGAAAUAGGGUUGGAUCCCAAAUUUCACUGUCUUCCCUGCCUGCCCCUCUGAUUAAAAAGAGGGCUGGGCUGUGGGGGGCUGCACAGAUGCUACAUUCUGCUUUAGAGCAAGCUGGUUCCUUCAACCCUUGUCUGCAGCACAAUUGGCUGAGUUGGAUGCUGCUCAGCUAAGGCUUCCUUUGGCAGAAGAUGGUUUAAAAAGUAAGGCCUGCUUGCCGGGAAGGAUUUUUUGACUCAAAGGUGUUGUUGCUAGCAAUGGUGUUAUAAUGACCAAAUCUGACUUUUGUUUGUCCAGAACUUGUGUAAGAACAUGGCUCCAUCCCAAAAGCCUAACCUUUACUGAGGUGGCAAAAAAAAAAUCAAAAGUGUACAGUUGUGUUUUGUCUAGGUACACUGUAGCAUAUUGUGGAAUAAUGUAUAAAUAGUUGACCUAUAGUUGUUCAGCCAGAAGGACCUCCAGUGGUGCUUUGAAGUUCAAAAGGCAUUUUUUGGUUAAUCAGACUUAGCAUAUGGAGCAUCGCAAAGACCAUUAACAGACUUCUAUUUGCGUGUAUGUAAAGUGACUUUCAGCUGCCCUGUAUCAAACUGGAAGUGAUGUAACUUACCCACUUUUCUUGCCUAUAGUUUCAGCCAUUUUAAAUUCAUCAACCCUAGAGCACUGGCACACAAACUUCUCCCAGUGAAACUUGGUUCUGUUUUUUAUGUACAUAGUAGCAAUUUUUAAUAAAUGUGGUGCUGCCAGGGAUGA